Molecule: messenger RNA, 1433 nt
Organism: Eruca vesicaria subsp. sativa (arugula)
Lineage: Eukaryota; Viridiplantae; Streptophyta; Magnoliopsida; Brassicales; Brassicaceae
Source: the annotation of a GenBank genome assembly
AUGGGUAUCGCCCAAGUACUUGUCCUCUUCGCGUCUGCGUUACUCCUAUCAUCAAUGCUCUUCAUUGGCGUCGAUUCCACCAGGUCUAAUGAAACACGGCAUGAACAUGCAGUUGAGAAUCCAGACGAAGUAGCUGCCAUGGUGGACAUGACCAUCCGCAACAGCACAGAGCGGCGAAGACUAGGCUACUUCUCCUGCUCCACCGGCAACCCCAUCGACGACUGCUGGCGCUGCGACCGUAGAUGGAAACUCCGCCGCAAACGCCUCGCCGACUGCUCCAUAGGCUUCGGCCGCAACGCCAUCGGCGGCCGCGACGGGCGUUACUACGUCGUAUCCGACCCGGGCGACGAUAACCCGGUCAACCCGACCCCGGGGACGCUCCGUCACGCCGUGAUCCAAGACGAGCCGCUAUGGAUCGUGUUCAAACGCGACAUGGUCAUAACCUUGAAAGAAGAACUCAUCAUGAACAGUUUCAAGACAAUAGAUGGACGUGGCGUCAACGUGCACAUAGCUAAUGGUGCAUGCGUCACGAUACAGUACGUGACGAAUAUUAUUAUACAUGGGAUACAUAUACAUGAUUGUAAGCCGACGGGGAACGCGAUGGUGAGAAGCUCACCGUCGCAUUAUGGGUGGAGGACGAUGGCUGAUGGCGAUGGGAUCUCGAUAUUUGGGUCGAGUCAUAUUUGGAUUGAUCAUAACUCGCUUUCGAGUUGUGCUGAUGGGCUUAUUGAUGCUGUGAUGUCUUCCACGGCUAUUACUAUUUCUAAUAAUUACUUCACUCAUCACAAUGAGGUUAUGUUAUUGGGACAUAGUGAUACAUACACAAGGGACAAAGUGAUGCAGGUUACUAUUGCUUACAACCAUUUUGGUGAGGGUCUUAUCCAGAGGAUGCCAAGGUGUAGGCAUGGAUAUUUCCAUGUAGUUAACAACGACUACACGCACUGGGAAAUGUAUGCAAUUGGUGGCAGUGCGAGUCCCACAAUCAACAGCCAAGGAAACAGAUAUCUUGCUCCGAGAAACCGGUUUGCUAAAGAGGUGACAAAGAGAGACUAUGCAGGGGAGUGGCAAUGGAAGCAUUGGAACUGGAGAUCAGAAGGAGAUCUUUUCCUAAACGGUGCUUUCUUCACACGUUCUGGAUCAGGACUUGGAGCUAGCUACGCUAGAGCUUCAAGUUUAGCAGCCAAAUCAUCAUCCCUUGUUGGCGUCAUCACAUCCAAUGCCGGUGCUCUUAAUUGCAGAGUUGGUCGCCGGUGUUAAUACUUGCUAAUUAUUUUUGGGGUUCUUUGCGUUUUAUACAUGGCAAUAGCACUACUGAAAAAUGUCCGAGACUUGAUUUAAAAAACGGUCUCAACUGUAUUAUAAAAGUUGUAUGCUUAUAUUCUUGUUGUACCACUCUCUUUAUGUAUCUAUAAAAGGCAAGCAAAGUUCGAACU